This is a messenger RNA of Tigriopus californicus, 1188 nucleotides long. RefSeq names its product pentatricopeptide repeat-containing protein 2, mitochondrial-like. Gene Ontology annotation, biological process: regulation of mRNA processing; mitochondrion organization; multicellular organism development. Gene Ontology annotation, molecular function: RNA binding. Gene Ontology annotation, cellular component: mitochondrion. The record is from RefSeq and is a predicted model, not a curated record. Lineage: Eukaryota; Metazoa; Arthropoda; Copepoda; Harpacticoida; Harpacticidae.
CCCGCCCGAACCCUCUUCAGCAAAGAUUAUUUAGACGUGAUGAACUUCCAGCAGAACCAAGACAAAACUCGGGCUACUUUUGCUCAUCCCAAUCGACUCCGAGAAUUCCGACAAGAUCUCCCUCAACAACCUCUUUUACUGGGCGAAGACGUGGUGCGCUACAUUCAAACCACGGCUCAUCCGGAAGAGGUCAACGAUGCGGCUCAGUUAAUCAAACGAUUCAUGAUGGCCAAUAAAGAGUGGUGUCAAGACCCUCAACUCCCACACGCUACCACCUUCCGUUGGCUUCAUGGACGCAUUAUGCGCGAAUUCUUGAACUUGUGCCAUGUGUUCCAGGAUGUGGAUGCGGCUAGUGACAUGUGGAAUGAUGGGGAAGUGGUCGAUGAUGUCUUUUUAUUUCAGGACGACCAGACUCUCUCGUCUAAUGUUCCGACCGUAGUCAUGACGUUGGGCGACCUCUUGUUCAAGAACCGACGUUAUACGGAAUUGUUUGAGGUUUUGGAUCGCGUCAAGGUCGGCAAGGAUAGCGUUGUCCAGUCUUUUGUGACCUUGGAUAUCGCCGCUUGUUACAAAAUGAACACCCCCGAGAGUCUGAUGCGGGCUUCGGGUGUGAUCAAUCGCCACAGACACUUUACUAAUCGAACGAAAAGUGGCUUGGUGUACGCUUUGCUGACUUAUCAACAAGGCCAUGUCCGAUUGGCCUUGGAAGAAGCGUGUUUGAUGCGACAGGCGACAUUGACCUCCAAUGUCAAGAUAUUCUUACUGACUGAAUUAGGUCGGUUGGAUUGGGCCAUGGAUGUUUUGGCUAGUCACUUUCCCUCUCCCACCGACGCACCAGUGGGUUUGCCGCAAUCGCCGCGAUUUUCGAAAGAAGUGAUUGCUAAAUUGGCCGCGGCGGUGAAUGCAGCCAACGAUGCAGUUUUAAGUCAACGGCUAGUGAGGUUAUUUACGGACUUGGACAAUGUGGCUGAGGUGUCGACGUGGACUUUAGAAGAGAUGCUGUUGUCGCCCAUUGCCCCGAGUAAGAUCAAUCAGAUCCCCAGCAAUAACAAAAAGGUGGCCAAGUCACGGUUUGCCGCCAAACCAAUGGCUCGUUGACUGAUUAAACAUGUAUUUUUUUUUUGCUUUUGCUUAACAUUUUGUACCGAUGAGACGGUUCAUUUCAAAAAAGUACCAUUAGCAACAGCU